Messenger RNA from Caenorhabditis auriculariae, 1893 nucleotides. The record is from the annotation of a GenBank genome assembly. NCBI's taxonomy places the organism in Eukaryota, Metazoa, Nematoda, Chromadorea, Rhabditida, Rhabditidae.
AUGAUCUCCAAAGGCGUCGCCGGGCGACUGGAGCUUCCAGAUUCUCCGAUAGAGGAUUUCUCGUUUUUCGAAAAGUGCGCUUCUGGUUGGUGUUGUUGAAAACUGGAUGCGAUGGCAGAAACUUGGAGAUUUUAAAAGAUCUGUGAGGACAAAAUUUCAAUCAAAAAUUGGAAAAAAACGGUGUUUUAAUUCAGGAAGUUUUUCCGAGAAAGCCCUUAUUGAGGAAAGUUAAUGAAGUGAAAAAGUUUGAACUGAGGAAUACAGAGACAGCGUGUUAAGUAAACUCCUAAUCGAGAAAACUUUCCAAAAAACUUCGAUUGAGAAAUAAAUCACACAAGGAAAUUCUACAGUACAAUUAAGAUUUUCGGUUAAAUGAAACUCAUGUUUCAAUCGACUCCGAGAUUUUUGGCAUCCCACGACCUGCAAUAACAAAAAAACCAAAAAUUUUAUAGACCUCGAGCAGUUUUUCGGCCUAAUUGAGGGACGACGAGCCAAGCGGAUUUGUCCCCAAACUUGGUUAUUGGAACUAGACCGUUUUACAACGGCGUGUCAUGAACAUCCGACGCUGUACUUUUUUUGCCAUUCUUUUUGGUUUACAUGUAUUCAGAGCAGCCGACGGGCUUGUUUCGUAUGACAACGAUUCUGGACGACGGGUAACGUUGAUCCUGGAUAACUUUAUUGAAAGAAUCUUAGUUUCUGAUUUGGGCUCUGUGCAUUGGAGCCACCAAUCCAGAUAAAUGUGUCGAAGUUGAAUUUUACGGACAAAAAAUUCUAGCAACGUGAGCGAUUUUCUAAUCCUGUUGUUCAAAUCUCAGUUAAGGUUUGAAGCCGACUGUUCAGAUUUGGUUUUCAAAGGUCUCUGCCGUGUUGUGGUUCGAAAAACAGACUUUUCAAAACUUCGAUUGAUUUCAGAUAGACGUGGACGAUGGAUACACUCUUCUCGGUGUAACGUUCAAGUCGGAAACCGGGAUCGAAGCUUUUUCUAAUGAUGCCCAAACCUUGCUGGAUCAAGUUUGUUUACGAAAAAUAAUGAAUAUGGGAAAAACUUUGAAGCCGUUGGUGGACUACGGUGGUUAUGGAAAAGUGAUGAAGGACUCAUUGACGGCUUUUGGACGUUUAUGGGAUGCUGGUUUGGGCAGCUUUUUAGAACAGCUGUGGUCGAACUACUGUGAUCUUUACAUUUCGGUAAAAUGUUUAUUUUUCCUAUUAAUAUGACCUUUUUGCAGCACAGUGGAUACUCUUUGGGUGGCUGUUUGUCUCAAAUGGCCGCAGUUCGAUUCCAAAAAGAGCAAUGGUGGCCCGCUGAUCAGAUGUUCUACUAUGGGUUUGGAGUCCCGAGAUGUGGAAAUGAAGUGAAUUCUUCAAAUUUUUUUUCCAUUUUCACUGCUUCCAAUCUAAGGAUUUCGCAUUUUACAUGGAUGAAAGUGUUGCCGAUGCUUAUCGGAUUAAUUGGAUCCAAGAUAACGUUCCGGUAAAACCAACGAAAAGAAAAAAUGAGAAAAACUUUUUCAGAGUUUUCCAACAACUUCAUGUUUAUCUGGCAGUAGUGCACAACUUGGAAGUUGUACUACGAGCUAUUUUCACUGUUGCGUGAGUUGUAUUUUUGUAGAUACACAAAAAAUUUUGACAUAUUGAAAAACGGGAUGCUGCUAAAUUCAGAAAACAGUACACUACUCAGUUUACACGAGCUCGCUGGUAAAUUCCUUCCAACAGUGCGAUAUUCCGGAAGACACCGUUUGUCAAGCAUUGAGUGAGCAAGACCGAAACAAAAAAGUCUGUCAAUUGUUUUUUUUAGCGCCGACGGCAUCUGACCACAGCAAAUACUUCCAGACUACUCCAGCGGACGUUGAUUCUCUGACCUGCACAGACACAAAAACUUUCCCCGACGCAUAA